Oikopleura dioica is the source of this 3207-nucleotide messenger RNA. The record is from the annotation of a GenBank genome assembly. NCBI's taxonomy places the organism in Eukaryota, Metazoa, Chordata, Appendicularia, Copelata, Oikopleuridae.
AUGGUGAAUGUACUAAUGGUGGCUGAGAAGCCAUCAUUAGCGCAGUCGAUUGCGGAGAUCUUGUCAAACAGAAAUAUGUCUACCAGGCCGGCGAAGACUGGCGGCCCAUGCAAAGUUCACGAGUACAAGGGACAGUAUAAAGGCAAGCCAGCGACAUUUAAAGUCACCUCGGUUUGCGGUCACGUCUUCUCAAUCGACUUUGAGUCCAAGUUCAACAACUGGGACAAGACCGACCCGGCCGAGUUGUUCUCCGCGGGGACAGUGAAGGACGAGGCAAAUCCAAAAAUGCACAUGAGAAAGCAUCUGAAGACGGAGUCUUCCAGCUGCGAUGAGUUGGUUUUGUGGCUGGAUUGUGAUAGAGAGGGAGAAAAUAUCUGUUUUGAAGUGAUGAGCUGCAUCCCUCACAUUCGUGGAAACAGCGUCAAAAGAGCUCAUUUCUCCGCAAUUACCGACAAAGACAUCAAAAAAGCAAUGAACAAUCUCGGCUCUCCCAACAAACUCGAGUCCCUAGCUGUCGAUGCUCGACAAGAACUAGACCUUCGUAUCGGCUGUGCAUUCACUCGAUUUCAGACGAAAUUCUUCCAGGGCCAAUAUGGAGAUUUGGAUUCAAAUUGCAUCUCAUACGGGCCUUGUCAAACUCCAACCCUUGGAUUCUGCGUCGAGCGACACGAUCAAAUCACGAAAUUCAAGCCGGAGAAAUUCUGGAGAAUGAAUUUAGCCGUGCAGACAGAAAACUCCGGAAACUUAUAUGCGGAAUGGCAACGAGGGCGAAUUUUUGACCAAGGCAUCGCGAAUAUGCUCCAUAGCAAAGUGAAGAAUAUCAAAUCUGCGAUUGUCCAAAGUGUAACGAAGAAAGCGAAAGCGAAACAAAGACCAGUUGCGUUGAAUACAGUCGAGCUGUUGAGGGUUUGCUCGGCCAAGUUGGGAAUUGGGCCUGCUCAGGCGAUGGUCAGUGCUGAGAGGCUUUAUACACAGGGUUACAUUUCCUACCCUCGAACAGAAACCACCUCAUACUCUCCAAACUUCGACUUUCGCCCUAUCAUUUCAAUGCUGCAGCAUUCCGGCCCUCAUUCUGCCGCUGCUCAAGAAUUACUGACUGGCUCUUCUCCCAACCCAAGAAAAGGCGAAGACAAAGGUGACCAUCCACCAAUCACUCCUCAACGAAAUUGCUCUGAGUCCGAAGUUGGCGGUGAAGCUUACCGAGUUUAUAAUUACGUUGCCAGCCACUUCCUGGCUUCCUUGAUGAAAGACUAUAAGUACGAGCAGACGGAAAUUACUGUCAAAGUGGGCAAUGAAACGUUUUAUCUGACGGCGAACCGGGAGAAGGAAAAAGGCUUUGCUCUGGCGAUGACAAAUGUUGGAGUCGAGGAAUCCGUUUUACCGGAUGUUCAAAAAGGAAGUUCGCUAAAUGUAUCAUCAUGUCAAUUGGAAGAAAAAUACACUGGCCCUCCAGAUUACCUAACAGAGUCAGAUUUAAUUACCCUUAUGGAAAAACACGGAAUCGGAACCGACGCCUCCAUCCCCGUCCACAUCAAUAACAUCGUCCAAAGAAACUAUGUUCAGCUCGUUUCGGGAAGAAAGCUCGAGCCGACAGAACUGGGGGUCGUUCUAGUCCAUGGAUACAAGAAGAUCGAUCCCGAUUUGGUCAAACCGCAGAUGAGAGCGUCAGUAGAAAAGCAACUUGAUUUGAUUGCCCUUGGAAAGACGGAUUUUAAAACGAUGGUCGAUUAUGUCUUGAAUAUUAUGCUAAGAAAGUUUCACUACUUUGUGGAUCAUAUAAACAUGAUGGAUUCGCUCAUGGAGACCAAAUUUACUUCUUUGAGUUCAGCUGGCAAGCCGUUUUCAAAGUGUGGCAAAUGUAGACGUUUCAUGAAGCUAAUCGAAGCAAAGCCGGUGCGCUUAUACUGCCCUACAUGUAGCGACACUUACAGUCUUCCAAGUGGCCUCCACAUAAAGUUAUAUCAGGAGAAAAAGUGUCCUUUGGAUGAUUUUGAGCUUCUGCUCGCCGCGUCUGGCGGCUCUAGCUCAACUGGAUUUGCCAUCUGUCCGUAUUGUUAUAAUAAUCCACCGUUCCCGGGUAUGCCAGAUCCGGCGCCUUGUUCUUCUUGCUUGCAUCCUAGUUGCUCGCAAAGUUUGAGGCGAACGGGGGUCACUGCGUGUUCUGAGUGCGAUGAUGGAAUUAUUUAUUUGGACCCAAGCUCAAAACCAAAGUGGCGUCUUUCGUGUAACAACACAAAUUGUAAAGUUGUUGUGAAAAUAUUCGAGGGAGCGCACAAAGUAGACGUCCUGGAUGAAGCCUGCAAAACUUGUGAAACGAAGAUCUUGUUCUGCGAGUUUAAAAAUGGCAAGGAACCGAAAGCGCUGGAAGGUGCCUCGACGCACAAAGGAUGUAUCUUCUGCGACGCAAUCUUUUCCAAGCUCGUUUCUAUGCUCACUUCGGACAUUGGCGGGUUGGUAUGCAUCGCGCUGGUGUACCUUUUCGUCGGUUAUGCUAAUUUCGUCGUAAUCUUUCAUCUUGCUUCGCCAUGCUUUUCAUUGCCAGCAGCCUUGACUUUCUGUAUAAUAUUUGCUGUAUUCUCUAUCGGCCUUAUUGCGUCACACCUACAGUGCAUGCUCAAUGAUCCUGGAUACGUCCCGGUUCCUGAUGUCAAAAUUGACUUUUCUGAUACUGGUUCAAGAAAAGUAAGGGAUGAUGAUUGGACUGUUUGCCAGCGAUGCGAGAUGUGGCGACCACCAAGAGCCUAUCACUGUAAAGUAUGUAAACGUUGCGUGAGAAAAAUGGACCAUCACUGCCCAUGGGUUAACAACUGUGUUGGCGAAAAGAAUCAGAGAUUCUUCGUCCUGUUUCUUGUUUACACGCUUCUGCUUUGCGCAGUUGCUGGCAUAGUUAUUGCACUGAGCUGGCGACUUAUCUGGGAGAUGGAAUACUCUGCACAUGCCCCUCACGCGAUGGGUCUUCUUAUAGAAGCGUCUCUAAUGGGCGUGUUUUCGAUUAUGAUUUUGAUGGAUCAAGUCUCUUCUAUCAUUUCUGACGAGACUGCUGUAGAAAAUAUGAAAAGAAGCCGUGGCAAAUUAGCAGCCAAAGCCGCAAAUACCCAAAAGCCAACUCCAAUCGCGCUGCUUCGUGGAAUCUUUGGCCCUGGUGCAUAUUGGACUUGGCUCAUCCCAAUUCCAAAGCGAUCUACUGGCUAUGUUCAUCUUAUUUAA